UAAGAGUGGUAGUCACUUGAUGCGGUAUUACUCUUGAAGUACAUGCAAUAUUUCACAACUGUAGUAACAAGUUAAUAUGUUGUUGAAAUAUUAUUCCGUCGUGAUACUUUGUCUUUCCAUCGUCAACGGAGAACCUGGAGAACCUAAAUGUUUGUCGAGGUUUGACUAUGACGAGAAAAUGUUAAUGAAACAAUUAAGAUUUGAAGACAAAGUUCAGAAAUUCGAGGAUUUUAUAAACGGAGUUAAGGCGCGAGAAGCCAAGGAAAAGGAGGAACGCGAUGAAUUGUUUGCCGCAGAAUUAGAUAAAGUUACAAACUUUCAAGAAUUUAUGAAAGAACUGAAGUCGAAAGAAGAAAAGGAAACAGAAGAACGCUCUAAGUUGUUUGCCGCAGAGUUACACAAACUAGAGAAAUACAAACAAGAGAAUGCGGAAGAAGUUGAACGACAGAAAAAUGUGACGUCAGAAAUGCUCGAAAGUGUGGCGAAUUCUAAGACGGAGUUUGAAAACAUUCAUAAACAAAUAAAUGAGACAAUGAAAGAGAAAGUGGUGGCUUUCACAAUGACCACACCAAAGGUGGGUGCUACAUCAGGAUCUAUGUCUUUUACAACGGUCGUUACAAACGAAGGGAACGGGUUUGAUACAUCGACUGGCAAGUUUACAUGCCCUGUAAGCGGGCUUUACUUCUUUUCCUUACACAUUAUCAAAAAGAGGGCAUCCGUCGACUAUGCCGGAUGUUACAUUUAUCUGAACGGAUCGAGUAAAGUGAGAGCUUACAUAGAUCCACAGGACGGGGCAAAUGGUGCAGACAUCGGAAGUUACGGAGUUUCGACAUCGGUGUAUUUAAAGCUGAAGGUUGGAGAUGUGGUGACCUUAGAGAACUGUAGUGGUACAAUACCAAGCGCUGUAGAACCAUGGACGUCAUUCAGUGGUUAUUUAGAAAGACAAGUUUAAUAACUAAAACAUAAAUAUAGUAUAACAUUGAUACUUUAUCAAAAUACACCAUUUAUGCAUAAAUGUUUCAAGUAUGAAAAUAUUAGACUUGUUAAAUAUAAAUUGAUCAGUCACUAUAUACGUUCAUAUGUAUUGUUCCCUGAAACACUCUCAUGUAUUGUUUUCUGAAACACUCUCAUGUAUUGUUAAUAUUUUAUAUGGGAAAUAUACACAUUGCAGUUUUAUUAUAUGUUCAGAAUGUACACAAUAAAUACGGCCAUAUACAUAA
Molecule: messenger RNA, 1220 nt
Organism: Ruditapes philippinarum (Manila clam)
Lineage: Eukaryota; Metazoa; Mollusca; Bivalvia; Venerida; Veneridae
Product: heavy metal-binding protein HIP-like
Exons: 2
Coding region: 77-952 (291 amino acids)
Molecular function (GO): protein binding
Source: RefSeq, a predicted model, not a curated record